Messenger RNA from Aspergillus bombycis, 2040 nucleotides. RefSeq lists its product as uncharacterized. The transcript is spliced from 3 exons. The coding region runs from base 1 to 2040 and encodes 679 amino acids. The record is from RefSeq and is a predicted model, not a curated record. Gene Ontology annotation, biological process: DNA-templated transcription; regulation of DNA-templated transcription. Lineage: Eukaryota; Fungi; Ascomycota; Eurotiomycetes; Eurotiales; Aspergillaceae. Gene Ontology annotation, molecular function: DNA binding; DNA-binding transcription factor activity, RNA polymerase II-specific; zinc ion binding.
AUGAUCCGAUCCCUUUCGCCUCGUCCGACCAUAGCAAAAAGGGAUUUAGGACGGGCCGAACUCAUGCUUGCAGCCAAGCGAAUGAGGAAGGGGACGCAUAGCUGCGUUUCCUGCCGACGACGGAAGGUCCGCUGUAUCUUCACUCCAGGUAACUCUGAAAGGUGCGUCCACUGUAUAAGGCGACGAUCUACAUGUGUCCCACAGGGCUCGCAUAAAUCCGAGCAUAACCAUGACUCGAAUCAAACCUCUUCGGGGGUCUCACAAGGCGCCCCAAUGACCGUAAGGAAUUCACCAAACGCCCAUUCGGAUGCGUCAGUUCAUGUUAUUCUGGCACUUGCGCAGCUCAAAGAAAGAGUCAGGAUGCUUCUUAAGGAUGACCAACAACGUGCAAUGGGUGCGGCUGCCAACAGCGCAGCUCCUAACCCUGAUACUGUGCAAAGUGGCUGUGCGCCUAUCAUGAAGUUAUUGAAUCAUGAACUGAUUGGUCAACCUCAGCCCAACAAAGAGGCUUUGUCGAAUUUAACAAUUCCCCAACGGAAGGACAGCGCUCACCAUAAUUUCACAAAGCAUGUAGAAGAACGUGCUGAUUUUCUAUACGGACUUUGUUUGGCGUUGCCCUCCGAGUCAGAGAUGGUCGAGAUCUUUCGGACUCGAAGUCAUUGGUGGCAGACGUGGCGUGAAUCCUUUGCAUUGGGCUGGGGCGAAGAAGAUGAUUCUGACCUACAGAGCUUCGCAAUGCGGGCGUUUCGUACAGGGCAUCCUUGCCUCCUGGCAAUAUUGCUUCUAUGUUUUGCAUUUAGUACCGGUGACUUUGGAAAGUAUGUCCGUCCGGUGGAACAGUUGAUUUUACAUGAUGAUGAUCUUGCUGGUGGCAGAUAUGGCCUCCAAUGCUUGAUGGCAUUGGGACUAUGUUAUAUGAGUUCCCUGCAGCCUCGGCGAGCGUGGAUCGCGUACCGCAGGGCCAACACUCUGGCCCAACUGGCCGGUAUCCACCAGACGCAUAGGGACUCGGACGUCUUAGAUUCGCUCUUUUGGCAGCUGUUUAGUGCAGAUCGGUGGGUAAGCCUAAUGAUUGGGCUUCCGUACUCGGUUCCAGAGAACCUUUGCGACCUAUACAUCCCUCCCUUGGAAGAGACUACGCCGAUCAAAUUCCAUGCACGGCAUCUGGCUAUGUUGACUGGUCGGGUUAUUGAUUGCUUGCAAGCCAAGAAAGAGCCAACACUUUCGGCAGUCAUUAGAACCGAUGAGCAGAUCGAUGAAGUUACCUCGCAACUGCCGGCAGGAUACCUAGACAUGGAGCAGAUCUGUCUUUGCGAAGAUGUUUCUGAGAGGCAUGCACGGCUGUAUCGGCUGGCAAACAUUCAUCAGCUCAAGGCACACCUAUACUUACCAUUCUUCUUGCAGUCUUCGGGUAUAAGUGGGCAGGCGCAUGGCCGAGCUUCAUGUGUAAAAAGUGCACGGUCGCUGCUGGAGGCUUACUUAUAUCUGUAUGAGAGUGACCCUACGACAGCGCGCAUCGACAACAGCGUAAAGCUCUCUGGGUUUUCAGCACUUACCGCUGCGGCCAUAGUCUUCCUUCAUCUACUUGGAAGAGACACCUCGCGGGAGACACCAUCGAAACCGGACUCCGACUGGUAUGAUCAGUCUCUCAUCAGCCGGACGCGUUCUGCCCUCAAGGAUUGCUCCGAAGACCAACCAAGCUCGCUCAGCGGACAAUGCCAUACGGCCCUAGAUGAGCUAGUAACCAGUAGUCAAUCCUUAGCAAAGGGGACCAGUCAACAAAUCGCAGUGCCGUAUUUUGGUAUCGUGACAGUUAAUCGCAAGUGUGAUGACGGUGUUGAAAGAGCAGAUGGGACCUGGCAAGAUAUUCCGACCGGCUUGGACGCGUUUGGGCCAGGAACUACAGACGCAGACCAAUGCACUCUGCCGGUUUUGUUUGAUGAUUUAUUGUUCUCAUAUGUUGGUCCAUGGGUAGUUCCCAAUCCGAUUUAUUCGGACUUGACUACUCAUCAGGUCGAUGCCUGGCUGGAUUGGAUAUGA